ACUGGUAUUCUUUUUUGUAAUGUAGAAAGAUCUCUGUAGCUGUGUUUAUUUGUCACUAGUAAGAGCGCAAUUCCGCAGGAUCCUCCUCUUUACUAGUGCCCGCGGUGCGCGUAACCCAAACCAGGUGCUGCAAGUUGGCGCAUUUUGCGCAUUCAGGCCCGACAGCACUAAACCAGAGCGGGGUGUGUGUGUGUGUGUGUGAGAGAGAGAGAGAAAGAGAGAAAGAGAGGGAGAGAGGUCCUCACUUUUUCCCUGCUGGGAGCGCAGUCCUGUCUGUCUGUGGCGAGUGGGGACCAACCGCACCGACACUCACACACACAUUCGGAGGACGUGGCUGGAGCUCCGACAAAACCGAGAGAAUGCUAGCAGCUUUGGUAUUUUUGCUGUGCUGCUUCCAGUCUGGGAAGAGUCAGAGGUGCACCGAGGGGUUCACAUUCGAUAUUCGCUCCAGGCAAUGCAUCGAUGUGGACGAGUGCCGCACGAUGCCUGGUGCAUGCCGCGGUGACAUGCGGUGUGUAAAUCAGAACGGAGGUUACCUCUGCAUCCCCCAGAGCCUUUAUUCACAGCCGUAUGCCAGAGCCGAGUCUCCGUCCUACACCGAGCCGCUGUACCCUGACACAUCAGUGGGGUUUCCUGAGCAGUUUUCUCCUCCUAUCAGCCCCGGUGCUGGGUCCGCUCCUGGUCCGAGUUAUCCCAUAGUGGGCCGUUCCUCUGCCCCCUGCAUCCUCGGCUACACGCUCGGAGAGGAUGGCAGCUGUAUUGAUAUUGAUGAGUGUGAGGCACGGUCCCAUCAAUGUAAUCCCACACAGGUGUGUAUAAACACAGCAGGGGGUUACUCCUGCUCCUGCACCGAGGGUUACUGGCUGGUGGCUGGACAGUGCCAGGAUAUUGACGAAUGCCGCUACGGUUACUGCCAGCAGCUCUGUGCUAACCUGCCAGGCUCUUAUUCCUGCUCUUGCAACCCGGGAUUCAACCUGAAUACUGACAGUAGAACCUGUGAAGAUGUAGACGAGUGUGGGACUAACCCCUGCACUCACGGAUGUCUGAACUCAUAUGGCUCAUUCAUGUGCAGCUGUGACGAAGGCUUCGAGCUCGCCUCCGACGGAACUACCUGCAUCGAUGUGGAUGAAUGCAGUUUCUCAGACUUUCUGUGUCAGCACACGUGUAUAAACACUCCGGGCUCAUUCGCGUGCACGUGUCCGCCCGGUUACUACGUCUUUGAGGAUGGCCGGAGCUGUGAAGACCUCAAUGAAUGUGAGUCUGGUAACAACACGUGUACAACAGCACAAGUGUGUUUCAAUUUCCAGGGAGGGUACACAUGCCUGAACCCCCUCAUAUGUGAACCACCAUACAUAGAGCUCAGUGACAAUCAGUGUAUGUGUUCGGCAGAGAACCCCGCCUGUCGAGACAGGCCCUUCACUAUUCUGUACCGCCACAUGGACCUGUCCUCUGGACGCAGUGUCCCUGCUGAUAUUUUUCAGAUGCAGGCCACCACGCGCUACCCCGGGGCUUUCUACAUCUUCCAGAUCAAAUCUGGCAACGAGGGCCGUGAGUUCUACAUGCGGCAAACCAGCAACGUCAGCGCUACUCUGGUCCUGGCUCGCCCGAUCAGAGGACCAAGGACAGUCGUCCUGGACCUGGAAAUGGUCACAGUCAACAAUGUCAUCAACUUCCGAGGCAGUUCCAUCAUCCGCCUCACAAUAUUCGUCUCUGAACACCCUUUCUGAGACUGUAAACAUGACCUCUGACCUUUCACCAUUCCAUCAUGGACUUCCUGUGACCACAUUACCCAUCAGGCAGCUGUGUUUGUUCAUGUCGGUUAAUGUUUUGCCGUUUUUGACUGUUUUACGAUUAUGACCACCCUUUUAGAUAAUUUUUUAUUCUGUAAUGGGACUGACAUGUCAUGCCAGAGAGGUGUUUUAUAAAUUCUGCAUCUUGGUAAAGGAAGUUAAUAAAAAAAGCUGCCUCUGUAUUGAUCACUUUCACUCUCAUGGAUCCAGUCAGAAGGAUAUUUAUGGCUUUUUCCUUGUUCAUGUGGUUCUUUAUGUCUUUCUUUCUCUUUGGGGAUCAUUUCCAGAAAUAACACAAACUGCUCAAACUGUUUCCUCAUUCUUAAGCAAGUUUUUGGGUUUUGUUUUUCUUUUCUGCGACAGCAGCAGUCUCUAAACCUUAAACAAACUGUGAAAGCAAACUUACAUGAAACAUCCAUAAAGUUUGUGUUUAUUUCAGCUCUCUGUCAUGUCAUGUGUCCCCUGGAUUACCUGUUGUCUUUCAGUUUUUUAUUUGUCGGUGUAAAAAGAGAGCCUGGUCAGGUGAAUAAAGAUAAACAUGAUGACCUGAAAA
This is a messenger RNA of Pangasianodon hypophthalmus (striped catfish), 2343 nucleotides long. It is a transcript of the gene fbln5, whose product is annotated as fibulin 5. The transcript has 11 exons. The record is from RefSeq and is a predicted model, not a curated record. Lineage: Eukaryota; Metazoa; Chordata; Actinopteri; Siluriformes; Pangasiidae. Bases 360 to 1727 code for a protein of 455 amino acids. Gene Ontology annotation, molecular function: calcium ion binding.